Fomitopsis serialis is the source of this 1043-nucleotide messenger RNA. RefSeq names its product thaumatin. The transcript has 9 exons. Gene Ontology annotation, cellular component: extracellular region. Gene Ontology annotation, biological process: defense response. The coding region runs from base 113 to 946 and encodes 277 amino acids. The record is from RefSeq and is a predicted model, not a curated record. NCBI's taxonomy places the organism in Eukaryota, Fungi, Basidiomycota, Agaricomycetes, Polyporales, Fomitopsidaceae.
CCCGUCGACUGACCCUGCGCGGCUCCAAGAUCGCAGAUAUAAAUUCCCUCGCUGCUAGACCCGAGGCCCAGGAUCUACCGCAUCCCUCAGGCUUUUCGCUUUCUCCUCUAAUAUGAAGUCCUCAGUCGCCCUCGCCGUCGUGUUCACGGUCGGCGCCGCUGCGGACAGGACCUUCACUGUCUACAAUGGUUGCCCAUUCACGAUGUGGCCUGCUAUCUUCACCGGUGCAGGGACCUCAACACCGGACUACGCGACCGGAUGGGAGGCAGCCGAGUAUACCUCUGUCUCCUUCUCCGUUCCCGAUGACUGGACGGCUGGCCGCAUCUGGGGACGUCGCGACUGCGAUUUCUCGGACUCAAACCCUGCUACGCAAUGCGCUGACGGCGGGUGCAACGGGGGUCUGGAAUGCAGCGCGGACGGAGGAACGGGCGUGCCACCUGCCACUCUCGCCGAGUUCACCUUGGGAGGUUCUACGGGUGCUCCGGACUACUACGACGUUUCGCUCGUCGACGGCUACAACCUCCCGAUGAGCAUCACCAACAACGUCGGCUGCAGCGUCGCUGACUGCCCAGUUGACCUCGGACCCGACUGCCCCGCCGCGCUGAUCGGGCCAUACGAUUCGACUGGUUUUCCUGUCGGCUGCAAGAGUGCUUGUGAGGCUAACUUGGACGGAGACCCGACGAACUCGGCAAACUGCUGCUCGGGCAACUACGACACCGCGGCUACGUGCCCGUCGUCCGGGGUGGAAUACUAUUCCUACUUCAAGGAUAAUUGCCCGAACUCGUACUGUUAUGCGUACGACGAGAGCAGCGGAACGGCCCUCUGGGAAUGCGAUUCGAGCCUCAACGCUGACUACACCGUGACAUUCUGCCCCGACGCUGACGAGGAGUCGGCCAACCAUCCCGUGGUUCGUGGUCCGAGAGGAAACAAUACGUUGUUUAUGUAACGAAGCUGGACGUUUGAGAUGACAACGAAGAGAAGAUUGUACCAUCUGUAAUGUACAUGUAGCCGCCUGCCCUCGAUAUUCAAUUAUUAUUCGUGCA